Messenger RNA from Cuculus canorus (common cuckoo), 3254 nucleotides. It is a transcript of the gene SNPH, whose product is annotated as syntaphilin. The record is from RefSeq and is a predicted model, not a curated record. The transcript is spliced from 6 exons. NCBI's taxonomy places the organism in Eukaryota, Metazoa, Chordata, Aves, Cuculiformes, Cuculidae. Gene Ontology annotation, biological process: neuron differentiation. Bases 193 to 1713 code for a protein of 506 amino acids. Gene Ontology annotation, cellular component: mitochondrion; cytoplasmic microtubule.
AGAGCGCAGAGGAGGGAGGCAAAUCACGCAGCUGCGAGGCUCAUCCCUCCCUCCCUCCCUGCCUGCUCCAUCCCUGCAUCCCGCAUCCCGCCCCGCCGCACCCAUGGAGGCCGGCGCAGGUCGCUGAGCCCCCAGCCCGGACCCGCGGCACCGCGCAGUUCCCCCGCACCCAGGACCUGCGGCACCGCAGCAAUGUCUCUGCCGGGGAGCAGACGCUCAUCCACUGGAUCACGAAGUCGCGGGUUUUAUGGACGGAGUGGCUUUGCCUCCUUCUUUAAGUCUUCACCGCCCUCAGCCACUCGGCCUGAGACACAGCCUCUUCUCCCUGCCUCCAGGCGCCCCUCGCCCCCCGGGAGGGACACCUACGGCACCUCCUCGCUGAGCAGCAGCAGCAAUUCUGGCUCCUGCAAGGGCAGCGACAGCAGCCCCACCCCAAGACGUGCGUCCAAGUACAACCUCUGCAGUGAUAACCAUGGGAUAAAGCCACCAACUCCGGAGCAGUACCUGACGCCACUGCAGCAGAAGGAGGUCUGCAUCAGGCACCUGAAAGCCCGCCUGAAGGACACGCAGGAGCGGCUGCAGGACAGGGAUGCUGAGAUCGAGGACCUGAAGACGCAGCUGUCGCGGAUGCAGGAGGACUGGAUCGAGGAGGAGUGCCACCGCGUGGAAGCCCAGCUGGCACUGAAGGAGGCCCGCAAGGAGAUCAAGCAGCUGAAGCAAGUCAUCGACACGGUGAAGAACAACCUGCUGGAGAAGGACAAGGGACUCCAGAAGUAUUUCGUGGACAUCAACAUCCAGAACAAGAAGCUGGAGACGCUGCUGCACAGCAUGGAGGUGGCGCAGAACGGGGCACUGAAGGAGGAGGGGGCUGGCGAGUCGGCAGGGGGGUCCCCAGCCCGAUCCCUCACCCGCAGCUCCACCUACACCAAGCUGAGCGACCAGGGCGCCGGGGACCGCAACGUGGGGGGCUCGCAAACCAUCUCACUGGACGACGGGGCCGACAGUGGCUUCGUCGGGGCAGAGGAGGCUCCCGGACACACGGACCCGCUGGAUGGGGAGGGCGAGCCCGGUGCCCGCUUGCCCCCCAGCUCUACCUACGAGAAGCUGCUGGGGCUGCGGGGAGGCGUGGAGGCCGGGGUGCAGGCCAGCUGCAUGCAGGAGCGGGCCAUCCAGACAGACUUCGUGCCCUGCCAGCCCGACCUGGACACCAUCCUGGAGAAGGUGAUGAAGUCCCAGGCUUGCAGCUUAGGCAGCCCCACCUCGGCCUGGGUCUCUGAAAUGGAAGAUGUGAUGCCUGGCCCCGAGCUCUCCAACCCCACCGGGGCCACGGACCUGCUGGCGGCCGAGCCCGAUGCCGCGAUGGCGGGUGCCGAGGCAGGUGCCCCUUGCAACCCGGCGGUGCGGCAGCCCCCCAGCGCCAGCCCCUCCGUGGCCAUCGCCUGCGCGGCGGAGGAGGAGAUGGCGGAGAAUCCUGUCUGCGAGGCCGCCACAUCCAAGAGCUACUGGAGCCGCCACUUCAUCGUGGAUCUGCUGGCGGUGGUGGUGCCAGCGGUGCCCACGGUGGCCUGGCUGUGCCGCUCGCAGCGCCGGCAAGGCCAGCCCAUCUACAACAUCAGCUCGCUGCUGCGCGGCUGCUGCACCGUCGCCCUCCACUCCAUCCGCAGGAUGGGCUGUCGCCCUGUUGCCAACCCCGGCGGCAGCGCCCAGCCCUGACCCCCCCAGCUGCCUCCCGCCCACCCCACGGACGUGACCACUGAUUGUAAAGCCCCAUCCCCGCUCUCCCAGGGUCCUUUGUUGGCUCUGGAUCCUUAUCUUCCAGGAGGGUGGGAAGGGGCUGGGGGGUCUGUGGGUGCGUGGGAUGUGCUGUCCCCCCAGCUCUGUCAUCCUGGAGCAGGGACAGGAUGGCUCCUGGAGGAGAGAUGCCAAGCAGCGAUGCGAGGCAAGGCACCAUGCAUUGCGCUACAACCCCUCUACCCAAUGGAUGCUGCUGCCCAGCCACUGCCCAGUGCCUCUGGCUGCAAGGGGGCUGGGGGGGCUGCACCCUAGGGUGGGUGCUCUCCCUUCAUUGCACUCGCUUCCCCGUUGUCCUCGCCCUGCCCUACAGCCAGCUCUGCCACCGAUGGGUGACAGCGAGGAGCUGCCUGACAGUGGGGACAGCUGGGGGGGCUGCAGCAGGACUCCUGGGAUGCGUUUCUUGCUCCCAGUGCCGGCUGCAGCCCAACAGCAAAGCCUGGCUGCUGGCAGGAGGACAGUGGGAAACCGCCUGGGGACACAGGGAUCCUCUCUGCACUGGUUUGGGGGGGUGGUGGGCACCUUCACCCCGGCCUGCUGCCCCCCCUCGGUGUCAUCCCCCUCCCUCUGGUGGGACAGGGACCUGUCUGGGCUCUGCCCAUCACUGAGUGAUGCCUCCCCACACCAGGAUGGGACCAGGCUGUGUCUCCCGUGCCCCCGAAUGAGACCGAGCAGCCCCAGGGCAGUCUCGGUCACUCCCUCCCUUUGCUUUGCACUAUGUUCACUUUUUUUUUUGGGUUCAGACUGAAGCCCUGUUGCUGUUGGGGGGCUGAGGUGGUGGUGGUGAGUCGGGGGGGAACCCCCAGCCCUGGCUCUGGCUGCCAGCACUGAGGGCUGCCGUGGUUUGGGCGAUGCCGCUGAUCCCAUCCUGUGCUGGAGCUUGGGGUUGCCUUUGCCGGGAGGCAAUGAGGGGCACAGGGGUGCCUUUGCCUGCCCCAGCCCAGCCCAAUCCCCGCUUUGCUGGUGGCCUCCAGCUAAAAAUGCCUUUUUUAUUUUUCAAAAAGCAAAGACAGCAAGGAUUGCUCGGCCGGGGCUGGGAAGACGCGAGACUGGGGGUUCCCCCGGGUGCUCCCACCCCAUGAAUGUCUGUGGCUUCUUUGUGACUUGAACUGACCGUGUCCCCCUCCCCGCCAGGCGGGCACCCUGGGAGCUGGCGAUGUCCAUGGGCCGGCGGCCAGUGGUACCCGCAAGGGCACCGCAUCCCGUGUUCCCUGUGCUUUCCGCAUCCCCCAUGCUCUGGGGCGUGGGGCAGCGGCUUGGCCCGCGCUGGGGGUGGCGGAGGCUGCACAGCUCGGGGCGAGGGCUGUGGGGCACGACGGGGGCCAGGCAGCCGGCGCGGUCGAUGUGAGCGGAGCUAGGAUAUGCGCCUCUUGUGCAAUGUGUUUGUGGAUCUGUGUACACGUCUGUUAGACCAUCCAAAGCUUCGCCAAGAAAUAAAUGUAACGAAUAUAUUUGAAAGACAA